Penicillium waksmanii is the source of this 1809-nucleotide messenger RNA. It is a transcript of the gene samB, whose product is annotated as MYND-type zinc finger protein MUB1. The transcript is spliced from 2 exons. The coding region runs from base 1 to 1809 and encodes 602 amino acids. Gene Ontology annotation, cellular component: MUB1-RAD6-UBR2 ubiquitin ligase complex. Lineage: Eukaryota; Fungi; Ascomycota; Eurotiomycetes; Eurotiales; Aspergillaceae. Gene Ontology annotation, biological process: ubiquitin-dependent protein catabolic process; establishment or maintenance of cell polarity. The record is from RefSeq and is a predicted model, not a curated record.
AUGCGGGAAGUCAACUUCAGCAUCCCCAAUGUGAACAAGGCUUCGGUCAACAUCACAACCACCCUCUACGAUCGAAGAGCCCUUGAUUGCACAUCCACUCUACCGUUAAUCAACUCCCUUAAUCAUCUCGCAUACCUCACAACCUCAUCGGCUCGGAUUCGGGAUAUUCUCACCGUCGAUGGCGGUAUCGAACGGCUCGUGUGCAUCCUGAAGGAGGGCAGGAGCAAGGAUUUGAUGGAGAUGUGGAAAUGGAGUCUCGCUUUCCAGUGUGUCGUCAACAUUGGAGUACGGGGCUCAGAGAGCGUGCGAACCAGAGUCGUUGAAGCCGAUAUGGUUCCCGUCAUCGCCACCAUCCUGGAUAAUUACAUCAAGGUGGUGGACAAGGUCCGGUCCCGUGCCGAUCCUGAACCUCACAAGCACUCGUCGAGUCGUCACUCCGGCAAGCCCAGUGCCUCUACCCGCGAGGUCGCUGGACGACCCGCCACUCUGGAUGAAACUCCCAACGCCGAAUCCCGCCCGUCUUCUCGCCGCCAAGCGCCUCCUCCCAGUAUCGAAAUUCCCCAGCAAUACUAUCAAGAGAACCAACCGACCGACUCUGAUGCAAUGGAUGUCACCUCUCCUCCCCGCGCCCCUAUGACCUCGCCCCCCAGAACAAAAUACGCUCAGACCCGACGCUCACAACCAUCGGCCAUGCAACCGCUUGCCACCGCCGUUCCUUCGAUCGAUACCCCUGAGGGAUUCGGUCUUAGGCCGGUGCGCGAUGCGGAGCGUCUUCCUAGCAUGCCUCCGGGGCUACAGACCGGCAUUAUCUCGCAACCCGACUCCCCAACAACCCCGAGCGGUCCAAUUCUGUCUCAAUCCCGAAGUGUCCCCCAAGCUGCCCCUCCCAUCCCACGCCCUGCCAUCCGCCAACAACUUUCUCAGUCGGGUGAAUCGGACGAUGCCAAUGGGGAGGACUCGACGAUGGGCGAUGACAAUGUCCUGGGACAGAACCCUGAGCCUAUUGUUGGCCUGCCGAAUCGGAUGGAGAUUGAUAGUGUUGAUGAGCAAGCCACAACAAUGAUUGAUGAUGUCUCUGCCGCACAUGAUCUGACUGUGACUGACCCCACGGCGGAAGGCCAAGAGGCUGAGACGUUCAACAUCGCGCAUCGCUCCACUGUUGAUGGCAGCAUCAUCAACAACAAUGGAAACACUCAAAACACUGGUGGUCUUGGCCUUUCCCCCGCCCAGGCCACUAACAACCCAAACUCUCCUACCCUCGCACCCAGUCCCUACGCUAUGUAUCUCCGUGAUCGCAGCACGCCCGCCACCCAAGGAGUCUUGACGACUAUGCCUCGGGACGAGGACGUGUUGAUGUCAUUGCAGCUCCUGGCUUAUGUAUCCAAGUACUGCAACCUUCGCUCCUACUUCCAACGCUCCCAUCUCGUGCCAAAGCUCAAGAUCGAUCGGGAAUUGCAUCUGCUAGAUGAGAACGCCGAUCCUUCUACGCCAGUCGAGAUAUCGGAGGACGAGGAUGAGUAUCUGCUACCCGAUGAUGUCAACAUCUUCCCACUGGUUGAGAAGUUCACUGUUCGACACCACUCCAAGGACAUGCAGUACUGGGCUUGCGUAGUGAUGAGAAACCUCUGUCGCAAGGACGAGUCGCGUGGUGGAAUCCGUCAGUGUGCUUACUACAAAUGUGGCAAGUGGGAGGAGUUCCAGCGCCAGUUCGCCAAAUGCCGCCGCUGCCGCCGCACCAAGUACUGCAGCAAAGACUGCCAAAAGGCAGCAUGGGUGUAUCACCGUCACUGGUGCCACACGUCCCCUUGA